Messenger RNA from Pecten maximus, 588 nucleotides. RefSeq lists its product as uncharacterized. Lineage: Eukaryota; Metazoa; Mollusca; Bivalvia; Pectinida; Pectinidae. Gene Ontology annotation, molecular function: DNA binding. The record is from RefSeq and is a predicted model, not a curated record. The transcript has a single exon. The coding region runs from base 1 to 588 and encodes 195 amino acids. Gene Ontology annotation, cellular component: nucleus.
AUGUCGUUUGGGAAGGCCAGCAAAGCAUUUGGGAUACCCAAGACUACUAUACUUGACCACAAAAAUGGCAAAUAUAAAAUGGGUUCGGUUCCAGGGAGAAAACCUGUGAUUCCAAAGAAUCUCGAAGAUUCCAUGGUAGCCAAAGCUAUAGAGGCAUCAAACAAAGGAUUUGGGGUUUCCAAAAAACAGCUUCUGUUGAAAACUGCAAGGCUAUGCAGAACAUCUAAAUUACCAACACCCUUUAAAAAUGGUGUGCCCGCAGAUACCUGGUGGCAAGGAUUAAAAUCCAGACACCCAGAACUCUCCCUCCGGAAGCCCGAGGCGCUGUCCUCUGCCAGGACCAAAAUGAUGAACCCUACAGUGAUACACAAUUUCUUUAAGGAUUUGGCCAAAAUUGUGUCCGAGUUAGGAAUUGCAGCAAAACCAGAACGUGUCUGGAAUUGCGACGAAACGGGCAAAAAAUUCCAGCACCGCCCAAUAAAUGUAGUGGCAAGGAAAGGGGCACGAGUUGUUUCAUCAAGAACGUCUGACUCCAGAGAAAAUGUAACAAUACUAGCAUGUGUUAAUGCCGCGGGAACAACUAUUUGA